ACGGGCGGAAGCGGCGCCGGGGCCGCGAAAAAAAAAAAAAAAAGGAAAAAAAAAAAGAAAAAAAAAGGCGGAAAAAGGAAAAAAGAAAAAAAAAAGAAAAAAAAGCGGCGGCGGCCGAAAAAUGGCGGAAAAUUUAAAAGAGUGCCGGGUGUGCUGCCUGUCCCCCUGGGCUCAGCUGCAGGACCUGUGCCGCCUGCAGCGGGUGCGGUGCCGCGCCCUGGGCGUCACCCGCCGCAACCUGGCGGACUUCGAGGUGGAGCUGCUGUGCAACUACCGCCGGGUCAGGGACGAGGAGUGGUACCUGGUGAAGUGGCGGGGGUACCCGGCCUCGGCCAGCACGUGGGAGCCGCGGCGGAACCUGCGCUGCCGGGGGCUGCUGCGGCAGCUCCACGCCGACCUGGCGCGGGCCCCGGGGGGGCCGGUGCGGGCGGGUCCCCGGGGGCUGCCCCCCCGGGCCCUGCGGUUCCUGGCGCGCAAGGCGGAGCAGCGGCGGGCGCUGCGGCGCUGGGAGCGCGCCCUGAACCGGCAGCGCGGGCACCGCGGGCGCAUCGCCGUCGAGAACGACGUCGACCUGCACGGGCCACCCCAGGACUUCGUCUACGGCAACGAGUACAAGGUGGGCGCGGGGGUGUCGCUGACGCCGGUGGCCGUGGGCUGCGAGUGCCGGGACUGCCUGGCGGAGGCUGCGGCAGGCGGCGGGUGCUGCCCGGGGGCCUCCCACAACCGCUUCGCCUACAACGAGCUGGGGCAGGUGCGGAUCCGCGCCGGGCUGCCCAUCUACGAGUGCAACUCGCGCUGCCGCUGCGGCGCCGACUGCCCCAACCGCGUGGUGCAGCGCGGCAUCCGCUACGACCUGUGCAUCUUCCGCACCGCCGACGGGCGCGGCUGGGGCGUGCGCACCCUGCAGCGCAUCCGCAAGAACUCCUUCGUCAUGGAGUACGUGGGAGAGAUCAUCACCUCGGAGGAGGCGGAGCGCCGGGGGCAGGUGUACGACCGCCAGGGUGCCACGUACCUGUUCGACCUGGACUACGUGGAGGACGUUUACACCGUGGACGCCGCCCACUACGGGAACAUCUCCCACUUCGUCAACCACAGCUGCGACCCCAACCUGCAGGUUUACAACGUGUUCAUCGAGAACCUGGACCAGCGGCUGCCCCGCAUCGCCCUGUUCGCCACGCGGCCCAUCCGCGCCGGGGAGGAGCUCACCUUCGACUACAACAUGCACGUGGACCCGGUGGACGCCGAGAGCACCCGCAUGGACUCCAACUUCGGGCUGGUGGGGGGGUCCCUGGGGGGCUCCCCCCGCGCCCGGUCGCGCAUCGAGUGCAAGUGCGGGGCGGCCUCGUGCCGCAAGUACCUGUUCUGAUACACCUGGGCCGCACCUGGGCCACGCCCACGGCCACACCC
This is a messenger RNA of Pseudopipra pipra, 1407 nucleotides long. It is a transcript of the gene SUV39H1, whose product is annotated as SUV39H1 histone lysine methyltransferase. Gene Ontology annotation, cellular component: nucleus. Gene Ontology annotation, molecular function: zinc ion binding; protein binding; histone H3K9 methyltransferase activity. NCBI's taxonomy places the organism in Eukaryota, Metazoa, Chordata, Aves, Passeriformes, Pipridae. The record is from RefSeq and is a predicted model, not a curated record.